Messenger RNA from Seriola aureovittata, 1987 nucleotides. RefSeq names its product cholesterol side-chain cleavage enzyme, mitochondrial. The transcript is spliced from 9 exons. Gene Ontology annotation, molecular function: iron ion binding; oxidoreductase activity, acting on paired donors, with incorporation or reduction of molecular oxygen; heme binding. Gene Ontology annotation, biological process: cortisol metabolic process; cholesterol metabolic process; C21-steroid hormone biosynthetic process. The record is from RefSeq and is a predicted model, not a curated record. Lineage: Eukaryota; Metazoa; Chordata; Actinopteri; Carangiformes; Carangidae. The coding region runs from base 43 to 1605 and encodes 520 amino acids. Gene Ontology annotation, cellular component: mitochondrial inner membrane.
AGCUGCUGAGGGUAGAGCACAGUGAGCAUUUUUGUUGACACGAUGGCUAGGUGGAGUGUGUGGCGCAGCCCUGUGACGCUGCCCCUACCCUGGAUAGAAGAGUUGACAUCAGGUGUGCGCUGCAGCAGUAGCAUGCCAGUGGUCAAACAGGCGUUCUCAGAAAGUGGCAGUAUUGUCAGGCCUUUCAGGGAGAUUCCUGGACUGUGGAAGAAUGGGGCGGCCAACUUGUACAAUUUCUGGAAACUGGAUGGCUUUAGAAACCUUCACCACAUUAUGGUUCAGAACUUCAAAACUUUUGGACCCAUCUACAGAGAAAAAAUAGGUUAUUAUGAAAGUGUAAAUAUCAUCAAUCCUGAGGAUGCUGCCAUCGUGUUCAAAGCAGAGGGCCAUUAUCCUAAAAGGCUGAAAGUUGAAGCGUGGACAGCAUACAGAGACUACAGGAAUCGCAAAUACGGAGUUUUGCUAAAGAAUGGAGAAGACUGGAGAUCAAACCGGGUGAUUCUCAACAAGGAGGUGAUUUCCCCAAAAGUGCUGGAAAACUUUGUGCCUUUGCUGGAUGAAGUGGGCCAGGAUUUUGUGGCUAGAGUUCACAAAAAGAUAAAGCGAAGUGGCCAGAACAAAUGGACUACUGACCUCUCUCAAGAACUCUUUAAAUAUGCACUAGAAUCGGUGAGCUCAGUGCUGUAUGGUGAGCGUCUGGGUCUGAUGCUGGACUACAUUGACCCUGAAGCUCAACAUUUCAUCAACUGCAUCACCCUCAUGUUCAAGACUACCUCACCCAUGCUCUACAUACCUCCUGGUCUGUUGAGACAAAUUGGAGCGAAGGUGUGGCGGGACCAUGUGGAGGCUUGGGAUGGGAUCUUCAACCAAGCGGACCGCUGCAUCCAGAACAUCUACAGACAGUUGCGUCAGGAAACUGGCACUCAAAAGAAAUACCCAGGAGUCCUGCCCAGCCUGCUUAUGCUGGACAAGCUAUCCAUUGAAGACAUCAAGGCCAGCAUCACUGAGCUAAUGGCUGGAGGAGUAGAUACAACUUCUAUAACGCUGCUGUGGACAUUGUAUGAACUAGCCAGGCACCCCAACCUCCAGGAGGAGCUGAGGGCGGAGGUGGCUGCAGCUCGGGCUGAAAGCCAGGGAGACAUGCUGAAGAUGCUGAAGCGGAUUCCCUUGGUUAAAGGAGCUCUGAAGGAAACACUGAGGUUACACCCAGUUGCAGUGAGCUUGCAAAGAUACAUAGCAGAAGACAUCAUUAUUCAAAACUACCACAUCCCAGCUGGGACUUUGGUUCAGUUAGGACUAUACGCAAUGGGAAGAGACCCCAAGGUGUUUUUUCGUCCAGAGCAGUAUCUGCCUUCCCGAUGGCUGAGGACGGAGACGCACUACUUCAAAAGCCUGGGCUUUGGCUUUGGCCCUCGUCAAUGUUUAGGACGCAGAAUAGCUGAGACAGAGAUGCAACUCUUCCUCAUCCAUAUGCUUGAGAACUUCAGAGUGGAGAAACAGCGCUAUGUGGAAGUGCAGAGUACCUUUGAGCUCAUCCUCUUACCAGAAAAGCCCAUAAUUCUGACUUUGAAACCCCUACAAACUAGUCAGCAACACAAUAUUUGAGAGAAAAAUGGGGUGCAUGACAAAUCAGGCACAUUUUUGUUGUCCUUUAUCAUACAUAAUUGUAAAGGGCUUCACAAGGUACCACAAUAUAAAUACAGAGUAAAAUCUUCCAACCUGAUUCGCUGGCAAAAAGCAAGAGAAAAACUUGAGGAAGGAAAAAGAAAUGCGCAUGAACAAGUUACCUCAGAUAAUCCAUAACUGGUGAACAAAUUAAUUAUGUGUUUUGUAUAUUACUUAGUGAAUAAUAAUGGAAAUGUGUAGUCUGUGUGUGUACAAUAUACUGACAAACCUGGAAUGUACAGUAUCUUUAUUCCAUAAUAUUUGAAAAUAUAAAAAAAUAACUCCCUAAAAAAAUAAAUAAAACAAUACAACUGACAGGAAA